This is a messenger RNA of Acanthamoeba castellanii str. Neff, 2082 nucleotides long. RefSeq names its product hydroxysteroid dehydrogenase, putative. The coding region runs from base 1 to 2082 and encodes 693 amino acids. The transcript has 9 exons. NCBI's taxonomy places the organism in Eukaryota, Discosea, Longamoebia, Acanthamoebidae. The record is from RefSeq and is a predicted model, not a curated record.
AUGGGCGAUUCGCUGCGCUUCGAUGGUAAGGUGGUCGUCGUCACCGGUGCCGGUGGCGGCUUGGGCAAGACCUACGCUCUGCUCUUCGCCAGCCGUGGUGCCUCUGUUGUCGUCAACGAUCUCGGCACCUCGCACACUGGCGAGGGUGCUGGCUCGAAGGCCGCCGAUCUGGUUGUGGAGGAGAUCAAGAAGGCUGGCGGCAAGGCUGCUGCCAACUACGACUCUGUGGAGAACGGUGAGGCCAUCAUCAAGACCGCUAUCGACAACUUCGGUCGUGUUGACAUCGUGAUUAACAACGCUGGCAUCUUGCGCGAUGUGAGCUUUGUCAAGAUGAAGCAGGCCGAUUGGGACCUCAUCUACAAGGUGCACCUCCACGGUGCCUACUCGGUCACCAAGGCCGCGUGGCCCUACAUGAGGGACCAGGGUUUCGGACGUGUCAUCAUGACCUCGUCUGCCGCUGGUCUGUACGGCAACUUCGGCCAGGCCAACUACUCGGCCAUGAAGCUCGCGCUGGUGGGCUUCGCCAAGACGCUGGCUGCCGAGGGCAAGUCGCGCAACAUUCACGUGAACACCAUUGCCCCCGUGGCCGGUACCCGCAUGACCGCCACCGUCAUGCCUCCUGAGCUCAUCGAGGCCCUCAAGCCCGAGUUCGUCUCGCCGCUCGUCGCCUUCCUCUGCCACGAGUCCACCCCGGGCAACUUCUACGACGUCUCGAAGGGGCUCACCCCCGAGGCCAUCCGCGACAACUGGGCCAAGGACUCCAAGCAGGCGCCUUCUGCUCCCGCCGCCAAGGCCGCCGGAGGCAACGAGAACGUCGAUCCCUCGCAGGUGGUCGGCUUCGAGUUCCCCGUUACCAAGGUGCAGUACACAGAGAAGGAGGUGAUGCUCUACGCCCUGUCCAUCGGCGCCGCCAAGAAUCCCACCGACCCGGCCGAGCUCAAGUUCGCCUAUGAGAACAGUGAUGGCUUCUCGGUGCUGCCCACGUUCGGCGUGACGUUCCCCAACUUCUCGAACGUGCUGAGCAUUCCUGGCCUCAAGUUCAACCCGAUGAUGCUCCUCCACGGCGAGCAGUACCUCGAGAUCCGCAAGCCCAUCCCGGUCAACGCCACGCUCACCAACCACGGCCGCGUCAAGCACCUGUACGACAAGGGCAAGGGCGCCCUCCUCGUCGUGGAGGCCGACACCAAGGACGAGAAGGGCGAGGUCGUCGUUCAUAACGAGAGCUACCUCUUCAUCCGCGGAAUUGGCGGUUUCGGAGGCGAGAGGGGUCCCUCCGGCAACGAGAACCAGCCGCCCAACAGGGCUCCGGACGCGGUCCACAAGGAGAAGACGAGGGAUAACGAGGCCCUCGUGUACAGGCUGGCGUCGGGCGACAUGAACCCGCUGCACGCCGACCCGUCGAUGGCGGCCAUGGGCGGCUUCGAUCGGCCCAUUCUGCACGGUCUGUGCUCGUUCGGCUACGCCAGUCGGGCCGUCCUCAAGCACUUCUGCGACAACGACCCGGCCAACUUCAAGGACGUCAAGGUCCGCUUCUCCAAGCACGUCUUCCCCGGCGAGACGCUGGUGACGGAGAUGUGGAAGGAGGGCGACAAGGUCAUCUUCCAGUGCAAGGUUGAGGAGCGCGGUGAGUACUGCAUCACCAACGCAGCGGUGACCGUCUCCUCGGCGGCCUCGUCGUCGUCCGCGAGUGCUUCGGCCGCUGCUGCCGCCGCUUCGUCGGCGCCCGCGUUCAAGGCCGAAGCGGUGCUGAACAACCUCAGCAAGCUGCUCGACGUGGCCGGCGAGGCGGUGGUCAAGAAGGUGAACGGCAUCUACCACUUCCACAUCACCGACGGACCCAACGGUGCCAAGGAGUCGUGGGUGGUCGACCUCAAGACCGGACCCAAGGGCACCAUCACACGGGGCGCGCCCACCAAGCCCGUCGGCGUCACCCUCACGCUGGGCGACGACAGUUUCCAGCAGCUCUUCAGCGGCAAGCUCAACGCCCAGCAGGCCUUCAUGCAGGGCAAGCUCAAGAUCAAGGGCGACAUGGGCCUCGCCACCAAGCUUGGUGAGCUCAUCAAGCAGCAGGCCAAGCUCUAA